Hirundo rustica (Barn swallow) is the source of this 5354-nucleotide messenger RNA. RefSeq names its product sosondowah ankyrin repeat domain family member A (gene SOWAHA). The annotation marks the transcript as partial. The record is from RefSeq and is a predicted model, not a curated record. Gene Ontology annotation, molecular function: protein binding. The transcript is spliced from 2 exons. NCBI's taxonomy places the organism in Eukaryota, Metazoa, Chordata, Aves, Passeriformes, Hirundinidae.
GGAGGCGGCGGGCGCGGCGGCCGCUCCGGCACCACCACCUGUGGCGGCGGGAUGGCGGAGCUCGACAUCAGCGCCGAGGCGGUGAUGGGCUUCCUGAGGGAGCGCGGCGGGCGGGUGCGCAACACCGAGCUGGUGAGCGCCUUCCGGCCGCUGCUGGAGGCCGGCGGGGCCCGUGCCGGUGCCGAUGCCGGCGACGCGGAGGGGCGGGCGGCGCGGCGGGAGCGGUUCAAGGCGGCGGUGAACGCCGUGGCCACGGUGAAGGAGAUCGACGGCGUCAAGUUCGUGGUGCUGAAGAAGCGGCUGCGCGCUGCCCCGCAGGCGGCGGACGAUGCCGGGGCCCCUCCGGACCCCGCCGGGACGCCCCCCGAGGAGCCGCCGGGGCCGCGGGCCGUGGCCGAGCUGCGGGGCCUGUUCCAGGGCGGCGGCGGCGGGGUGCCCCUGCCCGGCGGCGCGGGGGGGGCCCGGCGGGAGCCGCCGCCCAAGCCCUGCAUGCUGCCCGUGCGCUACGUGCAGCCCCCCGCCGCCCCGGGGCCGCCCCAGGAGGCGGCCAGCCCGCUGUCCCCACCGUCGCUGGACGAGGAGGCCGGGCACCGCUCGCCCGGGCUGCGGAGGGGGCCCAAGAACCACCGGGCCAGCGAGGAGACGGUGGUGCCCCUGGAGCAGGCGGAGCACCAGUGGCUGGUGCUGGCGGCCGACGGGCAGUGGACGCAGCAGCUCCACGGGCUGCUGCUGGGCGACGCCAGCCUGGCGGCUCGCAGGGACUUCAUCUCCGGCUUCACCGCCCUGCACUGGGCCGCCAAGAGCGGCAACUGCGACAUGGUGACCAACAUCAUCCGAGCGGCCGAGAAGGGCGGGUCCCGCGUCAACGUGGAUGCCAGGUCGCACGGUGGCUACACGGCGCUGCACCUGGCUGCUAUACACGGCCAGGAGAAGAUCAUCAACAUGCUCGUCUACAGCUACCAUGCCAAGAUUGACCUGAGGGACUACAGUGGGAAGAAGCCGCACCAGUACUUAAAGGAAGGGACGUCCCUUGCAAUCAGGCGCUUGCUGGGGGAUCCCAGCCUUUCCCAAAACACGGAGCACUCUAUGCCCAUCAAGAAGUCUACAAAGCUCGCGGCUUCAAUCUUGAGCUCCACCAGCACAUUCCUGGGAGUCAUAUCCGAUGACAUGGCUUUCUAUGAUCUCACCAAAGGUUUAAGGAAGCCCUCGACCUUAAACAAGCUUCUGACUGCUACUACGGGCCCGAGGAGGAAGCCAAAGAUCAGAGGGGGCUUCCCUUCGUAUUCCUCACUCUCUGAGGUAACGGAGGAGGAAGAAGAGGUUGUUGUGAAACGCAGACCCGUUUCUGAGCUAUUCUUUGGCCACUAGCCUCUGCCUCACUGUGAUCAAAAUGGUUUAAUAGCAUGGCUGGUGUCUUACCUUUCUCUUGCAGAAGCAGUUUGGACUUUUUCUCUCCGUGUCUGUCUUUUUGGACGUUUAACUGAAUGAGUAAUAGGGUCUACAUCCAAAGGCCAAAGCAUGAAACCCAGCCCCAGGUGCCUGUGGAAAGGGAGCUGCCAAGAAGUGCUUUCCAUGCUGUAUGUACCAUCGUGCUGAUUUGGUGGAGACCACAAACUUUAUACUUAAUGUCUGAAAAACUAAAACAGCAUAUGUGUGUUUGGACAGAUCAGAAUGCCUUCUUGAUCUUUGUUCUUCAGCUGGAGAGCAGAAGCAAGGCGAAGGAUUGCAUAUUUUACACUGUGAACAGCAAGCUGGUAGCUGGCUACUAUAUAACAAGGCUUGUUAUCUAACAGGAUUAAAUUAUCAGAGGAAAGAUGCAUAGUUUUCUAUGAUGUUUCUGAUUAUUUUGGUAGCAGAAGAGGGAUGUUUAUAUUUACAAAGAUUGUAUACUUUUUCAAAACAAAGUUUCUCACUUGGAGACUUUCUCACUCACCAUUCCACAUCAGAAAUACUAACAUAAUACUGAUGCGUUUUAUUAGAUGAAUUACUUAAAAAGAAAGACCCUGACUGUCAGCACUCAAAUCACCAUGACUUGUCUACCUCAGUUUGAAGGCUUGGCUAGUGGUUUAAGUUUUUCUCUCUUUCUGGAAAACUUCUUGACCAGGUGGUACUUACCACGUGUCUCGAUGAUACUGUGAACAUUUAAACUUGACUGUAGCCCAAUCAACUUAAGCUGAAUAAAAAAACCUUUUCAGUUCAGUGAAAAACUGAACUGAAAAACUGGGAAUUGGAUCUGGCAGAGUUCCUGAGUAGCCAGACGGAAACAAAGUUAGGCUUGUAUGUCUGGUUCCUUUUGUUUAAAACUUGGCCCAUUUUGACCUAUUUACAAUAAAUAUUUAUGAGCAUUGGGCUUUAUGUAAUGUUAGGUGUUUCAGGGUAGAACCUCUGCAUGACCUCUUGAAGCAGUGUUUAUCUCAAGAGCAUGAAUCAUUGACCUAAAACAAACUCUUCUUCUUCUUUUAUAUGAUAAACAUAAUUGUUCUAUAUAUAGAACUACACUUAGCUCAAAAAGCAUGCUAAUUGCAUGUUAGGUUUGCAGUAAGAUUAUUAUUUUUUUAAUUACUGCUUGGUUAAAGUUAAUGGAAAGAGGCAGAGCUAUGAACAGAAGCUGUCCAACUUCUGGGGCAAGUCUGGUAAACCAGCAAGUUUUCUCUAAAACUGUGACUAGAAAACUAUCAUUGAGAGGUGCUGAAGGGGAGAGCAAUGCUGCACUGGCUCUGUUUGUGUUUCUGCAUUGAAACACUUGUUUAUAUGCUUUGCCUUUCCUUCCAAGUCAGUGACUUCAGGAAUGUUUUGGUUUUUUCUGCCUUGCAUUAAACCUAGUACUUGUAAUUGGUUCUAAUUGGCUUGUCCCAAACACUCACAAGGAAUGCUGUAGGACUGAAGAUGGAGGCACUGCCCUCUUUACUUCAAAACACUCUCUCUGAAGUUCCUGGAGUUGAUGACAUUCGUUGGGAGUGUGAUCAGAGGUUGCAGCCAGGUCUGAUGCACCUGUUCUAGGAAGAGACUGGAUUAUUCUGCUUCUGGAUUGAACUAAUUAAGUUGUUAAGCAAAGGUUAAUGAUCAAGCACCUCAUGACUUCUAUAUCUGGAGUAGGGUUUAAAAAAAAAUAAAAUCCAAUUUGCUCUCUAGCUGUUGGUGUGACCAUUGACCAGUGUGGUCCUUUGAAGCCUAGAUUUGUGCUGCACCUUGUCAGCUUGCAAAGUUCUGGGAAAAACAGGGCUCUGUUUUAAACUGUAUUUCCAAGUGUACGGACAUAGAAUUUAUUUUUGUUUUUUCUCUGUCCCCUAAAACCACAGAAGUGCGUGUGUGCAUUAAUGUUACCUCUGAGGCACUGACACUGCCUGGUGAAAACGUUCUGUUUCUGUGGGAAUUGCAAACACUCCAGUUUGGCUUGGCCUUAUUGAGAAGUUUGUUCAAUAAUUAUGGAUAUAGACUUGAUACCUGUUCAAACAACAUUGCUGAACUUUAGUGCUCAUUCAGAGUCAAGCCUACAUGAGCCUGAGGCAGGGUUCAAGGAUGGAGUGUUUUGUGUUUAAAAACCCUACCUGACUAAUCUGGAGAGUGUGGUUGUGAUUUCACCCCCGGGAAAGUAGGGAGAAGGUUUCAUUGCUUCUCUAUUGUUCUGUCAAAGAAGUCACAGCUGAGAUAAGACUUCAUUGCAACACAUACCAAGAAAAUUCUGCACUGUUUCCUCAGAGGCAUGGAAGAGAUUAGCUGGUGUGAUAGAAAAAUGCCCAGCAGCAAGAGCCCUCUUCCAGCAUUCCCCAGGGAGUGCUGGAGGCUUGGCAGGAGGGUGGUCACAAAGGUGGGCAGCUCACAAGGUGCCGUGGGUGGGGCCAGGCUCUGCCCGCAGGUUUGUGCAGUGACUCAGCUCAUUCCUCCUCCAUGCUGAGCCGAUGAAGGAAAUGAUAGUAUUUAGGCAGGCUGGGAUGAGUACAUGAAGUGCAGUACAACUUCAGGUGCAGACAAACACUGAGAGGUAUUGAGAAUACACUGCUGUAAUCUUACAGGUAUAUAUAGUGCCUUUAGUUUAAAGUAAAACCAGUCCUUCAGCCUGGCUGGGUUUUGGGUUCCAAUGUCACCCUUUAGACUGUGGGAAGGGGCACUGUAGGAUGAUGGGUGAUCAUGAGAGUGUUUUCCUGCAAGAGUCUAAAGCAGGACUGUUUUAUGAAUCCCUCAGCUUGACUGAGUCUCCCUAAUUCUCAUUUUCAAGCCAAAAUCUGGCUGAGUGCAGUAGGAUUUUCACCUGAACGGAUGGCAGCUGUGAAGUUGAGCCAGGCUGUUCUCACAGGAACAGCUGAGAGGAGGGCUGGGUUCCCUCAGCACACUGGCCCGGGGCAGGGCUGUGCCAUGGGCUGGGCAUCAGCCUUUGAAUCCCUGGCCCAGCACAGAGCUGGGAGCUGCCCAAGGCACGAGCAAAGCUAAUAGCAGGAAAGGUAAAAACCAAAAAACAUGAGCCCCACCCCCUGCUUUGCUCCUGCCCCCUGGAGAGGUCUUAGUGGUGGGGAAAGCUGGUGAUGGAAGGCACGGAUCAGGCACAGGAGCCGGACUCAGCAGCUUGGUGGUAUUUUGCCUUGGUUACUAGCCUGCCCUCUCAGCAUGUCUCAGUCUUCCUGCUAUAAAAUGUAGAUAAUCACCUUGGUCACUUCUUUAAAGCACACAGUCAGUACUGAUAGGCAAAUUGAAAUCAAGAUAAUGUUUUUAGACCUGUAGGCAGCAUGAGCAGUGUCAUUCUCCCACCCUGUGAAGGCGCAUUCAGUGGAGCGCCUACACAAACAAAAACGAGCUCAGAUUUUAGUUCAGCAGCACUAGGGAUCAGGAAAGCUUCUGUUUGCCUGACCCUGGCUCAGUCUGCCUGGUAAAAGAUAACUUGGUUUGUCUGUUCCUUGGCACAUUUUGUUCUGAGAGUAUCAGCUAGAAAACCUGCUCUGAAGAGCUCUGCAAACAAACCUUAAACCAUGAUUCUGCACAAAGAGACAGACUUUGUCCUCCAGGAUGUGGCUGUUUGAGCAGUGUGAGGCAGUGUGGUUGUGGUCAGGUUCACAGAGCUUUUUGGCUCUUUCCAUUCCCUUGUGAGUGCUGCACAGAAACGUGGACUAUGAAAACCCAGGAAAUGCCACUCCUGUACUGCAGAGGAGUCUUAAUGAGAUUUCAGCUUCAUCACAAACCCACAGUCCAGUGGAAGAGUCACAGUAACUCCAGAAGACCAAUGGGAGCUGCAACCACCAGCUGGAGGUAGAGGAAGCAUUUCUAGACAGUCCCCUAAUUCCCUAUUGCUCAUCUCUUGCUCCCUCUCUUCAUGUUUCCACUAUGACCUACAUUCCUUGGAUGUAUUUGCCUCCUGAUUUGCA